GGAGGUCGGCCGGCGGAACUCUUGAGGGUGUGAGGCGGAAGUUGCCGACGGUCUUCCGGGAAGGGCCGAAGGGGGCUGUCCGUUGCCGUUCGACUGAGAGAGAGACACAGAGAGAGAGAGACCGCAGUGAGGGAAGCGGCGUCGUCGGCGGAGGAGGCAGCGUCGGCGACGCUCUGAGGCGGUUGCUGGGCCCCUUUCCUCUCUCCCUCUCUCCCCUUUCCUCCCUCACCCUCCGCCGGGUCCCUUCCUCCCCUUUCCCUUCUCCCUCCUUCCUCCCCAAGGCCCGGGCUCUGGGUUUAGCCGGGCCCGGGGGGGGCGCUGCGGCGGCGGUCACCGAGGAAGAAGGCUUGGAGGAGGCCCAGAGGAAGAGACAGGAGGCGCCCAGCAAGGGAAGAAGACCAGCCACGAUGAUCAAGCUUUUCUCGCUGAAGCAGCAGAAGAAGGAGGAGGAAUCCGCCGGAGGCACCAAAGGCUCCAGCAAGAAAGCCUCCGCCGCCCAGCUCCGCAUCCAGAAAGAUAUUAAUGAACUGAAUUUGCCGAAAACAUGUGAAAUAGACUUUUCAGACCAGGAUGACCUCCUCAACUUCAAGUUAGUUAUCUGCCCAGAUGAGGGCUUCUAUAAAGGUGGGAAGUUUGUUUUCAGUUUUAAGGUGGGGCAAGGCUACCCACAUGACCCACCUAAGGUCAAGUGCGAGACCAUGGUGUAUCACCCAAACAUAGACCUAGAAGGCAAUGUUUGCCUAAAUAUCCUCAGAGAGGACUGGAAGCCUGUACUAACAAUAAACUCUAUAAUUUAUGGCCUGCAGUAUCUCUUCUUGGAGCCAAACCCUGAAGAUCCCCUGAACAAAGAGGCUGCUGAAGUCCUCCAGAAUAACAGACGCCUGUUUGAGCAGAACGUCCAGCGCUCUAUGCGGGGCGGCUACAUUGGCUCCACCUACUUUGAGCGCUGCCUCAAAUAGAACUGACCGGCUCCGGGCACAAACCUGCCCUCCCCUUGCCCCUUCAUCUCCCUUCCAGCUCUCCUAAGGGACUCUGCCAACACCACUGCCUUCAGCCAUCAAAGGGGCACCGGAGUCAGGAAUUGGCAAGGGCCUCCUUCCAUCCUCUCCCCCUUCUUCGCCCCACACCUGCUCGCCUUCCUACCAUCCCUCUGCCAGCCUGGGGCCUCGGCAACUGCUGCCUCACCAGAUCCUCAUACCUCUCUCACCACUCUCCCUAUGUGUUGCUGUGGGGUGAGGUUACUGCUGCUUUACCCCACCCACUGUGUUGGGGUAGUCAUGUACCCUCCCAUGGGACUGGGUGUGUGGGACCCCACAUUGGUGCCCAUCUGCCUUUCUGGGGGUGGGGGUGGGGGGUGCUGUGGUUUUGCUGCUAAGAACAGAAGGCUCUCUCUGUGCUCUGGCAUUUUCUGCCCACAGUGCAGUGUCACCCUUCUCCUUGAGCUGCUGCAGGCCACUUGCCUAUCCUAACUUCCUCCCCUGCUGGGCACCAAGGCUUCUGAGCGUAACUAUUUAUUAUGUGGGGGAGGCUUGUGAGGGUUGGGUGAGUCUGGAAGGCUGGAGCAGGGUCCUCAGCCACCUCCACCCUGCCCCAGGCACUGUGGCUCUGGGGAGGCUGGGUCAGGCCUGGAAUUAUUCCUUUUAGAAUCAACUCACUUGUGUGUCUGGUUUUUAAGGAAAAAUAAAAAGACAACCAAAACAACCAAUGCUAAUAAUAGUAGUAAUAAAAAUGUAAGCGGGGCAGCACUGUCUCCACCAUGUCCACAUCAGGUCCUGUCCAGCAAAGAACUCUCUCUGCCUCUCCAGUGACUCCUGCAAGCUCCUGGCCAAAAUAAAGCCACUGUACUUCUAGUGUGUCGGGUUAUUAAAGGGGAAUGUUAGCGCACUCAAUUUGC
This is a messenger RNA of Sceloporus undulatus (fence lizard), 1894 nucleotides long. It is a transcript of the gene UBE2M, whose product is annotated as ubiquitin conjugating enzyme E2 M. The transcript is spliced from 6 exons. Bases 408 to 959 code for a protein of 183 amino acids. Lineage: Eukaryota; Metazoa; Chordata; Lepidosauria; Squamata; Phrynosomatidae. The record is from RefSeq and is a predicted model, not a curated record.